AUGGUCCGGGACACGGCACAACGUGCUUCUGUGGUGAAGGCAGGGCUGUCGAAAAGUGCGGUGAAAGAACAGGAGGUAGCUCUUAGGCGCAGCAAGCGGAGUAAGUUUACACCGGCCUCGACGCACAGUAAAGGCAAUCCCAUUCAUCGAGCCCUCAAGUACCAUGAGAAGAAGCUCCUUCGAAAGCACGACUUCAUGCAGUAUCCACAGGAUAACUGGCAUGAGCCCUUCUGUAUCACAAAGUAUCACCUGGAGGACCGUGAAGACUACCGCAGGUACUUGCGUCUGGUGGGACUUACCCGGCAGCUUUUGGCGCACCUUCGCUACCUUCCAUCCGACAGCAAGAUACGGAUACAAAUAACCCAGCAACUGCUAGAGAAACUCUUUACAAUGGGGCUUAUUAAGGAGAAGCUUGGUUUGGCUGAGGUGGACAAAGUCGGUGUGGAGGCCUUUUGUAGGCGACGGUUAUCUACGGUUAUUCGUGAUCUCAGCAUGGCAGCAAACUGCAAACUUGCUGCGGAACUUAUCCAUCAUGGACAUGUGCGUGUGGGCACAACACAAGUUAGGGACCCCGCGUUUCUUGUCUCCAAAGGUCUAGAGGACCUUGUCACGUGGAUGCCCGGUUCAAAGAUUAAGCAUCAUGUGGAUACCUUCAACGUACAACGCGAUGACUACGAGUAA
This is a messenger RNA of Trypanosoma cruzi, 681 nucleotides long. RefSeq lists its product as uncharacterized. Lineage: Eukaryota; Euglenozoa; Kinetoplastea; Trypanosomatida; Trypanosomatidae. Bases 1 to 681 code for a protein of 226 amino acids. The record is from RefSeq and is a predicted model, not a curated record. Gene Ontology annotation, cellular component: Mpp10 complex; small-subunit processome; small ribosomal subunit. Gene Ontology annotation, biological process: rRNA processing. Gene Ontology annotation, molecular function: structural constituent of ribosome; rRNA binding; snoRNA binding. The transcript has a single exon.